AUGGCUCGCACCGAGGAAGCAGCAGCUUGGUUCGCAGCCGUCUACCGUGCCGUGCAAGAGAUACCGCACGGAAGAGUCACGUCCUACGGUCACAUUGCGCGAUUGCUUGGGCGACAGCCCAGACAAGUCGGCGUCUGUCUAAAACACCUACCUUCAGCAGCCAGCGGCAGCAGAUGGCACGAUGGCAACGUGCCGUGGCAACGCGUGAUUAACGCCAAGGGCGGUAUCAGCCCUAGAGGUCCUGGAGGCGCCAGUGGGCAAGCGGCGGCUCUGCGCCAAGAGGGCGUGACUGUAGACGAGGGGAGCUUGGGGGAGUUCAGCGUGGAUCUUCAGGCUUAUGGAUGGUUUCCGGACGUUCUCCCGAGCGAGGAAGGGGAGGACAGCGAGGAGGAUGAAUAG
Messenger RNA from Coniosporium apollinis CBS 100218, 399 nucleotides. RefSeq lists its product as uncharacterized. The coding region runs from base 1 to 399 and encodes 132 amino acids. Gene Ontology annotation, biological process: DNA repair. Lineage: Eukaryota; Fungi; Ascomycota; Dothideomycetes. Gene Ontology annotation, molecular function: catalytic activity. The record is from RefSeq and is a predicted model, not a curated record. The transcript is spliced from 3 exons.